Messenger RNA from Cucumis sativus (cucumber), 1629 nucleotides. RefSeq names its product NAC domain-containing protein 96. The record is from RefSeq and is a predicted model, not a curated record. NCBI's taxonomy places the organism in Eukaryota, Viridiplantae, Streptophyta, Magnoliopsida, Cucurbitales, Cucurbitaceae. The coding region runs from base 16 to 1431 and encodes 471 amino acids. Gene Ontology annotation, biological process: regulation of DNA-templated transcription. The transcript has 5 exons. Gene Ontology annotation, molecular function: DNA binding.
AAAAGAUAGCAAAUCAUGAACCACCAGUACUAUACAAGAACAGCCACCACCAUUAUUGACUCAACUUUGGUACCAAAUUUGAUGGGGAGCUUUACAAUUCCUUCAAAACAUGAACUGCCGAUUGGUUUCCGAUUUCGUCCCACGGAGGAGGAGCUGGUUACUCAUUACCUGAACAACAAGAUUCUCGGCCGUCAACAUCUUGUUCAAUGUAUCCCUCAGAUUGAUCUCUUCAACUACGAUCCUUGGAAGCUCCCUGAGCGUUCCCUUCUCGACUCCGAUAAUUAUGAGUGGUUUUUCUUCCGAUCCCUCACCUCCAAAACUAAAAGGACUACCGUUUCUGGGUGCUGGAGAUCCACCGGCGAUGAUAAACGCAUCGUGGCUCGGGGAACCAACAAAGUCAUCGCCACUCGAAAAAUUUUAGUGUUCUAUCAAGGCCAGGGUAAGGCUGCUGUAAAAACCAAAUGGGUCCUUCAUGAAUAUCACCUUUUUCAACAAGAUACUACUGACAUCUCAUCAUCCCAGAUGCCGUUCGUCGUUUGUCGAUUGAAAGAAAGUGCAGAAGAGUUUAGAUCAGAUGAUCAACGAAAGAAAAGCAAAAAGAGACAAGUCCAUUGGAAUGGAGAGAAUGAUCAACCUGCUUUGGAAGAUUUUCCAAAUACACAUCAACCAACACAGCCUUCAAAUUAUUUUGAAAAUGAGGUUAUGAACUCAGGAUUUGAUACAGAUGAUGCGAGCUCGAAGAUGUUCUUCAAGACCACUCCAUGGCCUUCAGAAUCAGAACCAAGAGAACCAGGUUUAUUGAACAUUAGUCAACAAGUGAGUGACAGCAAUUCUGAAGGAAAUGAACAAUUAUCACAGCCUCAAUCUUCAAUGGCUAGUGAACCUAAUUCCAAUGAUCAGCUUGGUUGGUUUCUUAAUUAUAUGGUUGACAACGAUGAAACUGAUCAAAUCAAUGUUAUCCUUAAGCGUCAUAGCAUGGAGGAAUUCCAAAGCAUGGCUCGUGAACUUGAAGCCGGUGAUACGACCUCGGUAAAGGUCUCGUCUGAAGGUAUGAGGACGACAAUUCAAAAGUCAUGUAGAAAACCCCUUAUAGCAAGGCAUUGUCAAUACAAAGAGGAAAAUGAUGAGUCGCAAGACGAUUCUUGUGGACAAACUUUAAAAGUUCAACGUCAACCGAAGUCCAACAACAUUGUAGCCCAUAGAGAUGAACCAAAAAGAGACGAAUCAAGGGAGGUAUUUAUUUUGCAGGGUGGAAAUGUUGAGAAACAUACAUCAGUCAUAUAUUCUAAUGAGACUCCAACAAACUGUUUUUGGUAUAUCUUAACCACGAAAAGGAUUCACCACAAAUCGAAUGAUCAACCAAUAGACUAUGUUGCUAAAGUGCUUUUAGGAUUCAUAAUAUUAAUAAUGUUUGUUCUAACUAGUUUUUGAAACUCUUACAAAUUUGGAGAGAAUUAGUUAUUUAUUACCUAAAUUUGAGGAUUGAUUGUGUAGAAAGUGAGAAAGGGGAAGACUUAUAUGGUGUGAUUGUCGAAUCCCAAGCUUUGAAGGAUAAUAUACGGUAUCGUUAUAUUUAUCAUAUAUAUAAACUUUCUUACUUAGAGAUCUAUAAUAAAAUUGUUUUUAAUA